Racocetra persica is the source of this 465-nucleotide messenger RNA. The record is from the annotation of a GenBank genome assembly. NCBI's taxonomy places the organism in Eukaryota, Fungi, Glomeromycota, Glomeromycetes, Diversisporales, Gigasporaceae.
AGCUUGAUCCUUCAAAAAUACCAGAUCUAUCAAAAUUAGAUCCACUUCUGGAUGUAAGUGGUACCCUAAUUGAUCCACCAUUUCCAGUUACACGUCCCUCUUCAAUAAUAACUGCACCAGAAACUGAAAGUGACGAUACAGAUGUUUUAUCUGCUAUAACUGGAUUAUCACCUAUCGAAAUUCGUGAUUUACAAAAAAGAGCAUUAGUAAUAAAACGCGUUAAAAAUCAAACAGCUAAAGGUAGAGUUGUAAGUAUGUACGCGCUGGUGGUUGUAGGAAAUGGUAAUGGAGUAGCAGGAUUUGGAGAAGGAAAGCACGAAGAAUCGCCUACAGCUAUUAAAAAGGCCACAAAUAAAGCCAUAAAAAAUUUAAGAUAUUUUGAAAGAUAUGAUGAUAGAACUAUAUUUCAUGAUAUUGAACAUAAAUUUCAUGGUACUACUAUCAAAUUUUUUGCUAGACCUCCAG